This is a messenger RNA of Solenopsis invicta (red fire ant), 634 nucleotides long. Its product is annotated as histone H2A. The record is from RefSeq and is a predicted model, not a curated record. Gene Ontology annotation, cellular component: nucleosome. Gene Ontology annotation, molecular function: protein heterodimerization activity; structural constituent of chromatin; DNA binding. The transcript has a single exon. Lineage: Eukaryota; Metazoa; Arthropoda; Insecta; Hymenoptera; Formicidae. Bases 65 to 439 code for a protein of 124 amino acids.
CUCGGCGUCACAAUCUCCUCGUUUCUCACGAAGAAAGGAUAUUCGUAUUCAAUAACUGAGCAUCAUGUCUGGUCGCGGAAAGGGUGGUAAAGUUAAGGGAAAGGCGAAGUCUCGUUCCAACAGGGCGGGACUGCAAUUUCCCGUGGGUCGUAUUCACCGAUUGCUGAGGAAGGGAAAUUACGCCGAACGCGUCGGCGCUGGUGCGCCAGUUUAUCUGGCUGCAGUCAUGGAGUAUCUCGCCGCUGAAGUAUUGGAGUUGGCCGGCAACGCCGCUCGUGACAACAAGAAGACCAGGAUCAUCCCUCGUCACUUGCAACUCGCCAUCCGCAAUGACGAGGAAUUGAACAAACUGUUGUCCGGUGUAACCAUUGCUCAAGGUGGUGUUUUACCGAACAUCCAGGCCGUGCUGCUACCCAAGAAGACCGAAAAGAAAGCAUAAUUGUAAUCUGGCAUUCCAUCAUACAAAUGGCCCUUUUCAGGGCCACCAAAUUUAUAACGCGGGAAUAAUUUUACCUAGCAUAAAUAUCUAUCCCUAACAAUGCUUAUAUCGCUUUCCUUUUCCUAUUUAACAGAAAUUGUUGAUCUCGUAUAAAAUGUUUCCUGUAUAUACAACGUAUACCAUUCACUUAUUGUA